Molecule: messenger RNA, 1270 nt
Organism: Pelagomonas calceolata
Lineage: Eukaryota; Pelagophyceae; Pelagomonadales; Pelagomonadaceae
Source: the annotation of a GenBank genome assembly
AAUGAGAGAUCGAAGCGCUGCGCGGCAGCCCAGAACCGUUGCCAGCGUGGAGAUAAAGGAACACAAAAUUACAAAAUGGCAGCCCUCGACACGCCGGCCUACGAGAGCACGAAAGCGGCGGCCGCCGACCUGGAUAGAGCCGAGGCUUUAGAAUUUGACGCGGGCCGGCCCUACCAGCUCCUCGUGGCCGAGGCCGAAGCUAGAGCUAGGUUCGAAGAGGAACAGAUGCGCUGUCGCGACGGCGACCGCGUGCGGGAGCUGAUCAGCGUCAGGCAGAACGACGACCACCUGCGCGUCGUGGCGCCGCCUUCUAUAAUAAACGUGGGCGUGCGCGGCGAGCUCAGGCUGCGCAUUGCCGCCCAAAAAGCCGACGAGGUCGUCUACGCCGUCGGCCGCGACGGGCGGCUCCCGGAUUCCUUAGACGGCUGGCGGCGCUCGGACGCGGGCCGCGACGGCGCCAAGGAGGCGCUCCUUACUAUUCCGAAGGGCGGCCGCUACCUCAUCGCGUGCUUCGCGAAGAAGGGCCUCGCCCAGUCCGCGGUCACGGCCGCGUACGUGCAGCACGAGGACCCCCUCUAUUUAUAUACGGAGCGGCACGCGCACGGGCUGCGGCGGUUGGAUGACAACGACCAGGACGGCGACCACGCCUGCGAGCGCUGCGGCGCCACGGUCGAGGGCGCGGGCUACUGCUGUGUGGAGGGUAGUGCCUUUGCGCUCUGCCGGAGCUGCGCGCUGCCAAACGGGGACGAUCAGCGGCGCCUCGCCGUCGACUUCUCCACGGGGUAUCUCGAGGAGGCGAACGCAACGAAGGACCGGACCGCGGCGCUCGACGUCGGCGGCCGGCGCCUCUGGCUGUCGGAGCCGGUCCGCUUCGCGGGCAACGGGUCGCGGGUCCUCGACGAGAAAUUAAUGGCCGUCGCCGCGCGCGCGCUGCGGAGCCACCCGGGCCUCUUCAUACGGUGCGAGGCGCAUUCUACCGGUUGUGGAUUGGAGUGCGACGGGUCCGGUCCGUGCUCCAACGAAAAGUGCCGGAAGCUGUUCGGGGCGCGGGGCGGCGCCGUGGGCUUCUCCCGAAGCCGCGCGGAGGCCGUGGCGGCGUCGCUCGGGGGUGAUCGGGUCGAGGGCGUCGGUCUGGCCGGGUCGCGGCCGCCGAUGGAUACCAAAAACGGGCGCCGCGUCGAGUUCCAUUUGUCCGCGGUAUCCAAGCGCGACGACGACGUGCCGAUGCUUCCGGACUUGCCGCCCGAAUAAAUAAUUCAGUUGUUUUUUA